AUUACAUCGAGUUCCACCGCUUGCCAGAAAGACCGUCCGCAAGAUCAAGAUGGUCAACCUUCGCUCUCAAAAACGGCUCGCCGCUUCCGUCAAGGGCGUCGGCCAGCGUAAAAUCUGGCUGAAUCCCGCGGAGCAGUCCGAGAUUGCCAGCGCCAACUCGCGCUCCCACAUCAAGAAAUUGAUCAAGGACGGCGACAUCAUUAUCAAGCCGACUACUAUUCAUUCGCGCGCACGGACGCGGGCGCUCCUUGCUGCAAAGAGGAAAGGACGUCACACUGGCCCGGGUAAGAGGAAGGGUACUGCGGAGGCUCGUAUGCCGACGAAGGUGUUGUGGAUGCGGAGACAGCGUGUGCUCAGACGGUUGCUGCGCAAGUACAGGGAAGCUGGGAAGAUCGACAAACACCUCUACCAUUCCCUGUACCAAAAGUCGAAGGGUAACGUCUUCAAGAACAAGCGAGUGUUGAUGGAGUACAUCCACAAAGCUAAGGCUGAGAAGAGCCGAACCAAGGUUCUCACUGACCAGAUGGAGGCGCGCCGUGUUAAAAACAAGGCUGCUCGCGAACGUCGUGCUGCUCGCAUCACCGAGAAGCGGUCGGCAUUUUUGGCCGUGGAGGAGGGUGCCGUCAAGGAGUAAAUUCCCCAUGUCCCGUCUACUCAUGUCGUAUCAUGCCUCGUUAUGUAUCCUUUUUUCAUGCAUCCAUCAACACACAAUUCUGGUAUUAGGCGAACUGAGGACCGUCUGCGCUCUUUCAGAUACGCAUUGCACUGCCGGCGGAUCAGGGUGCUCCAAGUGCCCGUUAUCCUCUUGAAUAGAUGAUGUACAAAGUAGAAGUGCACUACUCGCAAAUUCGAUGAGCAUAGGGACGAUAGGGG
This is a messenger RNA of Mycena citricolor, 873 nucleotides long. The record is from the annotation of a GenBank genome assembly. Lineage: Eukaryota; Fungi; Basidiomycota; Agaricomycetes; Agaricales; Mycenaceae.